CAAACAGCUAGCAUGCCACCCAAAACCUCUGGAAAGGCCGCCAAGAAAUCUGGCAAGGCCCAGAAGGCCAUCACCAAGGGAGAUAAGAAGAAGAGGAAAGGAAAGAGGAAGGAGUCCUAUGCCAUCUACAUCUACAAGGUCCUCAAGCAGGUCCACCCUGACACCGGUAUCUCCUCCAAGGCCAUGAGCAUCAUGAACUCCUUUGUCAACGAUAUCUUCUCCAGGAUCGCUGCCGAAGCUUCCCGAUUGGCCCACUACAACAAGAGAUCCACCAUCACCUCCCGGGAGAUCCAGACCUCUGUCAGGCUCCUCCUUCCCGGAGAAUUGGCCAAGCACGCCGUCUCUGAGGGAACCAAGGCCGUCACCAAGUACACUAGCUCAAAGUAAGCUGCAGUACACUUAUCUACUAUUGUACCUGAUUAAAACAACCGGCCCUUUUCAGGGCCACCUAAAAAUACCAACUAAGAGAACUAAAAUUACAAGAAAAUGAAGAAAUGUCUAAAAGAUAUAUAAGGCAUAGGCUAAAAUAUGCAAAACGUCUCUGUUCAGUAAGACAGCAAACACAACGCAAAAUAAAAAGUAUAGAAAUUUUUUUUAACUUUUACCAAAUGUUAAAAAAUGAAGGCUGCUUGCAUUCAAAGUGCAAUUAUUGUCAAACUAAAGUUUCUCUCGAUCUUUAUUAACUAUGCAAAAUGCUAUAACAGUAUAGCAUAACGCCUGAAUGCCUCGAACAUUAUAAACUGUAAUACUAGCUAUGAAAGUAUAGCCAUAUAUUGUAAAAUAAAAUGCUUUUUUCGUCAUAACAAAGUUACAGUAUAUGUAAAAUUUUGUAAAAACUAACUAUGUUUACGAAAAUAAAAAAUUUUGUCUUAAAAAAAACAAUUAGCUUUUAAAUAGAUGCUGAAAUAAAUCAGAUGAUCAUUUUCUCGAUGUAAAAUAAAUCAGAUGAUCAUGU
Messenger RNA from Eurytemora carolleeae, 955 nucleotides. Its product is annotated as histone H2B. The transcript has a single exon. Gene Ontology annotation, molecular function: structural constituent of chromatin; DNA binding; protein heterodimerization activity. NCBI's taxonomy places the organism in Eukaryota, Metazoa, Arthropoda, Copepoda, Calanoida, Temoridae. The record is from RefSeq and is a predicted model, not a curated record. Gene Ontology annotation, cellular component: nucleosome. The coding region runs from base 13 to 387 and encodes 124 amino acids.